Molecule: messenger RNA, 2371 nt
Organism: Pseudonaja textilis
Lineage: Eukaryota; Metazoa; Chordata; Lepidosauria; Squamata; Elapidae
Source: RefSeq, a predicted model, not a curated record
AUGUCCUAUGCUAAUGGUGAAACUGGUGGACACCCAAGAAGGCAUCACUUGUCCAGGUGUGCCAGUUCUCAGGUGGGAAAACUCAGUGGCUCCCCAAAGGCUUCAAAUUGGCUAGAAAUGAGGACAACCUUCAACAAUAUGGAGUAUUCUACUGUGGCUCCUAAUCCGGAUUCACUGGUGAUGGAUGGAUCAAAGGUUCUUCCAGAUCCUGAAGAGGACAAUACACCGGAUUCUGCUUUCCAAACAAAUAGUGAAUCCAUAGGACGCAAAGAUGUUCAGCAAAAGUGUUCCUCUCCUAAAUGUUUUUAUGGCCCACGUUUAACAAAAACGAGCAUGCAAGGAGAUGUGUACAAUUUCCUGGAGAGGCCUACAGGAUGCAAAUGUUUCAUUUACCAUUUUACCGUAUUUCUGCUGGUGCUGGUUUGUUUAAUUUUCAGUGUUCUGUCUACUAUAGAACAUUAUGCAGAAUUUGCCACCGGAAUGCUUUUUUGGAUGGAAAUUGUCUUGGUGGUCUUUUUUGGUGCUGAAUAUGUGGUGAGGCUCUGGUCUGCAGGUUGCAGAAGCAAAUACGUUGGUAUCAAAGGAAGAAUACGUUUUGCCAGGAAACCGAUAUCGAUAAUAGAUCUCAUAGUUGUGAUAGCUUCAAUUAUUGUUCUCAGUGUGGGAUCGAAUGGACAAGUUUUUGCUACUUCUGCAAUAAGGGGAAUCCGGUUUCUACAGAUCCUUCGCAUGCUUCAUGUAGAUCGACAAGGCGGUACUUGGAGACUCCUGGGGUCUGUGGUAUUCAUACAUCGUCAGGAACUCAUAACUACCCUGUACAUUGGAUUCUUGGGCCUAAUCUUCUCAUCCUAUUUUGUCUAUCUUGCUGAGAAAGAUGCUGUGGAUGAAGAGGGACAAACUGGAUUCUCUAGCUAUGCUGAUGCGCUCUGGUGGGGAGUGGUGACAGUGACAACAAUUGGCUACGGGGAUAAAGUGCCACAGACAUGGAUUGGCAAGACAAUCGCCUCCUGUUUCUCGGUGUUUGCAAUCUCAUUCUUUGCUCUGCCUGCAGGAAUUCUGGGAUCAGGAUUCGCCCUUAAAGUCCAACAGAAACAGCGCCAGAAACAUUUCAACCGGCAGAUUCCUGCAGCAGCAUCUCUAAUUCAGACUUUGUGGAGAAGUUACGCAGCAGAGAAACCUCAGGGCUGCUUGGCCACCUGGAAGAUUUACUCAGCUCAGAACCCGAAGAAAACAGCAGCACCACCCAGCCCAAAUUUCCGAAAACAGAGUAAAAGAUAUAAGAGGAAAGGAAAACCUGGGCGUGAUAAUGGUUCGACAUCUAUCAAUCCAGGAGAUGCAGCCUUAUCCAUUCCUCAGAUUACGUAUGACUUCAUUGAUGAUCAAGAAGACAAGAAAGAAUUGAGUUUCUACCUUGAUGAACCUGGAGGUAAACUAUUGACUAUCUCUUUUUGGCUUGUGUGUUCUGCUACUUGCCCUGCCACUCCCACCAAGCCACUCAAGAAACAUCUGGAAGGCAACGGUGGUGGGAUGUCGAGAGCCAGCAGCUUCACUGAAGAUGUGGACCUGACAGCUGAAGAGAUUCUUCUGCCUCCUGUAACAGAUGUCUCACAGUUAACAGAAACCCAUCGUGCGGCUGUCAAGGUCAUAAGGAGGAUGCAGUAUUUUGUAGCUCGAAGGAAAUUUCAGCAAGCUCGGAAGCCUUACGACGUCCGUGACGUCAUUGAACAAUACUCUCAAGGGCACCUCAAUAUGAUGGUUAGGAUAAAAGAACUCCAAAGAAGGCUGGACCACUCCCUCGGAAAGCCCGGCCUGUUUCUUCCAGAAAAGGGGGUAGACAAAGGCUACUACACAAUGGGAGCCAGACUGAUUAGACUGGAGGAUAAGGUCACCCAGAUUGACCAAAAAUUACAUGACAUCUUGGAUACUCUUCAGAUCCAGCUUGGGAAGCGAUCACCGGUUCCGGCUUCAUCUUCAUCUAAGUGACUGCAGAUCAUAUUAGCUUCUGAACCAGAAGAUGUAAACUCAUCUGAACCAUCUUUGCUUCCUUUUCCCAUUUCAUACGUUACCAGAGUUGAUGAUGAGUUCCAAACGGCGCCAUGAGGACCACUGGGAUGAAACCGGUCCCCGCCUACCAUUCUGUUUAAGCCAUGUUCCUUUCUUACAUUCGCUUCAUGCAUCGUGAGAUAGAAUCAACCUGUUGGAGAAGUCUUACAGGAAUUAAUAAAUUGCCAGGAAGAGCAAAGGAUUUCUCCUGGCUGCAGUAGUGGGCUGCAACCGGUUUAACAACUAGUUUGGCUAGCGCCUGCCCACAACAUUCAAAAACCUCCCAUUUUAAGCUUAAAAACUUACCUUCUAUGUCAGCGCUGGUGAG